Xenia sp. Carnegie-2017 is the source of this 5872-nucleotide messenger RNA. RefSeq lists its product as uncharacterized. The coding region runs from base 210 to 5402 and encodes 1730 amino acids. Lineage: Eukaryota; Metazoa; Cnidaria; Anthozoa; Malacalcyonacea; Xeniidae. Gene Ontology annotation, cellular component: extracellular region. The transcript has 25 exons. The record is from RefSeq and is a predicted model, not a curated record. Gene Ontology annotation, molecular function: peptidase inhibitor activity; protein binding.
GAUGCAUGUCUUUAAAUUUACCUUAAAUUACUUAUUUAAAUUGCAGUUGUUAAUGACAUUUGAACAUUGUCCUGUUUCAUUGUUUAACCAGCAGGUUUUCAAUGCUUAGAGUCAUAUUAUCAAAACUACAUUGAAUCGUACAUAAUCUUCUGGGUUGUUGAAGUUUGACCAUCAAUAUAAAAUAUCCCAGUCGGUUUUAUCCUGUCGUCAUGAAAGAAUCUCGUAUUUACGCAACGAUAUGUUUCGUUUUGUUGGCAUUAGUAACUGUAUCUGCAGAGUCAUUACCCAGCGAGCCUUAUCUUGUUUAUUCUAACAUCACCAACCUACAUAUUAUUGAUCUAAAAACCUGGCGGAGCAUAAAUAUACUUGGUGGACUGGACCGAGUUGUACCUCUUGGAGAAGAUACUAAAAACCAACACAUCUACUAUGGUGAGAGUGUUUUGGGAAAAAUUUAUCGAGCGAAUUAUAACGGCAGCAGUCAGGAAUUGAUUAUGGAGAACGUCAAAAAUAUCGAAGGAUUAGCGAUAGAUUGGAUCGGACGAAAAAUUUAUUUGACAACUUAUUUGUCGGAGACCAUCGACGUAGCGACUCUUGACGGCAAGUUCCGAAAGGUCUUAGUUAAUACUGGACUUCAAUAUCCUCGUGGCAUAACAGUUGAUCCAAUUGCAGGCUUUCUUUUCUGGACUGACUGGGGGGUAAAUGCAAUGGUUGAACGAUGUGAUUUGGACGGAUCCAAUCGAGUUAUUUUAGUUAGCACCAACAUCACAUGGCCCAACGGCAUCACCGUUGAUCUCAACACAAGACGAGUUUACUGGAUUGAUGCUUGGCUCGACACAAUUAGUUCUGUGGAUUACGACGGCAUGAACAGAAAACUGAUCUUUGAAAAUACUGGAUUGUCCAUCUCUAAUCUCCAUGGUUUUGAUUUGGACAUAACAGAAGACUCAAUCUACUUCACAGAUUGGCAGUUAAACUUGAUCAUUGGAGUAAAUGUCAGCACUGGUGUUAUUUUCAAAAAUAUUUCAGUUCCAACAUCUGUAUCCAUCAAAGGUUCAAUGGGACUUCGAAUUAUUGAUAGAUCUAAGCAGCCAGACGGUCUCAGCAAUUGCAGUCAAAAUAAUGGUGGUUGUGAACAAUUGUGUUUUCAUAAAAUUCCAUCGAAUAUUUCGUGCGCAUGUCAACUGGGUAUGAAGUUGGCUGAUGAUUUCAAAUCAUGUAAAGAUGCAUUUGCAGAAGAGUUUGUGAUGUUUGCGGAUUUAAACGCUCAGAAAAUUUACCAGAUGCAACUGGAUAGUGUUAACGUAAAGCCCAUUGCGAUACCUUUUGAGAAAAACACAAAAAUUUCUCGACCUGUGGCGUUAGAAUAUGAUCGAAUUGAUGACCGUGUUUACUGGAGCGAUGUAGCAUUGCUAACGAUUUCAAGAGCAUUCAGAAAUGGGACUGGGUUCGAAGUAAUUUUCGACAAUGUUGGUAUUGUAGAUGGUCUGACUAUAGACAUGACUGCUAGACAGUUAUACUGGACUAGUGAAAGCAAAAACACUCUGGAAACAGCUAGACUCGAUGGUUCAUUUAGAAAAACGUUGGUGAAGUGGUAUUUGUACAAACCACGUGAUGUUAUUGUUGAUGCCAUUUCCGGAUAUAUGUACUGGACAGACUGGGGAAAGUUUCCAAGAAUUGAACGGGCUUACAUGACUGGCGAGAAACGUAUGGAUCUUGUAAAUACAAGGUUACGUUGGCCCAAUGGUCUAACAUUAGAUACUGUAUAUAAUAAACUGUACUGGGUCGACGCUUAUGAGGAUAACGUUGAAGUGAUUAAUCUUAUAACGCUGAAGAGAAAGGUCAUUUUGAACAAGAAAGUUAUAAUCUUUGGAUAUUUGUUUCGUGCAGCCAGCGAGGCACAGCAUCCAUUUGGUCUCACGCGUCUUCAUGAUAAGAUCUAUUGGAGCGACUGGACGACGCGUUCCAUAUAUCGUGCCGAUGUAAAUACAGCAGCAAAUAUCGUCAAAAUGGCUGGUAAUCUUGGGAGACCUAUGGAUAUCCACGCGUACUCCGUAUUAUUAAAACGUCGGCAAAAAUUCUUUUACACAUUCUCGUUUCCAAACUCUGGCAGCAACUUUAAUUGUUUUUCAAACAAGGCCUGUCCACAGAUAGACGAACCGCCAUCCUGCCCUGUAGGCUACACUCAUGUGCGAGAAAAUGCUACUUGCGGGUUGAACUGUCGUGAUAUAGUUGGAUACACAUAUCGAUGUCCAUGUAAUGACUGGAUGUCUUGUGCAGUUAGAGAAAGAUAUCUUUUUGGAUGUAGAUUUGGUUAUUACAGUAGUUUUAGAGUACGGGAAUGUGUACAAGAUAUCAGACCUGGUCGCUGUCCUGUGCUUAGUAACCCGAGCCUUGGAUCUCAUCAGCCGUGUACAAAUGAUGAAGAAUGCCCGGGUAUUGAGAAAUGUUGCGCUUCAAAUUGCACAAAACCUCUUACAUUUGAUUCUCACGCAUGCGCUAUCAACAACGGAGGAUGUGAUGAGCUUUGUUUUGGUGUACCUGGGGGACACAAGUGUGGUUGCAAAGAAGGAUAUUAUUAUAAUGAAACAAUGGCAAAUUGUUCAGUGAAUCUACGACCAAAUGUUGAACCACCACCACCUCCUUAUGGAGGUUGUAUUCCUCAUCCUGCACCAAUAAAUGGAUCUAUUUCAUGUGACGGUGAUGAUGUCUUUGUGCAACAAUACCGAAGAUGUAGAUUUACUUGCAAUCCUGGCUAUCUUUUAAUUGGUUACAAAUACGAUACCUGCUUUAAUGGUAGUUGGUUAAGGUCACCACGCAGCUGUGUUGUUGAUAGAAGGCCCAUUUUUUCUCACUGUCCUAAUUCCACCGUAAUUCCAACUGACGCUGGCCAAAGCUACGCGACUUUUGUUUGGGAUGUUCCAACUGCCACUGAUAGGAGUGGUAAAAAUAUUUCAGUUGUUGUAUGGCCCAGUGUUUACAAUUCUCCUGUCAGACUUGCCAUUGGUUUGCAUGCUAUCGAAGUGACGGCAACAAGUGAUGGUGAACGUAGAUUUUGUUCCUUUAAUGUCACUGUUCAAGAUGUGGAACCUCCAAGUUUUAUAUGUCCAGACAAUAUUACCUUGUACACAAGAAAUGUUGCUGGCGUUCGUCUACCUUCGGAUUUUAAACUUCCCAAAGCAACAGACAACGCGAAGCCUCCACGCGUGUCGAGAUUUGGAUUUCCCUCCGACUCGUUGUUUCGCGUUGGAACGACAAUGGUAAAAUAUGUUGCUUAUGAUGACGCUGGACUCAAUGCAACUUGUCAAUUUAAUGUUGUUGUUCGUUCUCUAUGCAAGGACACAUGUGGAUAUGGAGGAGUGUGCAGGAUAGUCGGUACACAAGAGAAAUGCGAGUGUGACAACUUCACGUGUGGUGGUGUCCAAGAACUUUGUGGAUCUAAUGGUGCUUCCUAUUUAUUUGAAUGUCGUUUACUUGAGAAACAAUGUGAACAACAAAAAAAGAUAAACGUUAUCAAAAGUGGAUCUUGUGGUUGUGGUACGCUUGACGUGAGCACGCCUGAUUUUAUAACCACCAGUGACAUUUCAUGUACUGUGGAUAAAGAUAACUUGGUCACGUGUAACAUCACGUGUCUUGAUAAUGAUUACCAAUCUGCAAUUCCUGACUUCCUAAUGCUGAAAUGUUACAACAGUAAAUGGUUGAGGAGUAACAAAGUUGGAAAGUUCGUUGAACUCGCUAAUCGCAAUUCACCUCCAAAAUGUUACAAAAAAACUCCGAAGUUCCCUCAGUCGCCUUUCUGUGUUGUUGGUUCAGUUUUGUUGCCGUCCCAAGUUUGUGUCCCCUGUCCACCUGGAAGUUAUCACAAUGAGACCAGCGGCUCAUGUAAAGCUUGUGAGCCUGGAACAUACCAAGAUGAUCAAGGACGGACGUCAUGUAAAAAAUGCAAACUUCCACAGAUGUCAACAACGACAGGAGCAGAAAGUUGCUAUUUUUAUUAUGGGGAGGAUGUUGUGGAAAUGAAGAUUGCUAAAGACUCAAAUGACUGGACAAAAGAGAAAAUUAAGGCUGAAAUUGCCAGAGCUUUAACUGAAGUUUGCAAAACCCAAAAAAAUUGCUUUGGUUCAAAAAGACGUCGACGUCGAAGCAAUGAAAAUGUUGAAUUCAGAGCAGAAAACAUAAUUGUUAUCAAUCUUGACACAAGUGAUGACGACAUAGAUGUUGAAUUUCUUGUUGUUGAUCCUUCAUCGUCAUCACCAGUACCUGAUAAAGCAUUUUCCCCAAAUAAAACGAAAGAUCUUGUUGAAAAUAUACAAAACGACAAAGUAUCUUUUACGGUUAUAAAUGUUAAAAUUGUAAAUAAAGAUGACUCAAGAUCAUCGACAACAUCGUCCACAACAUCAUCGACUACGUCAUCGACAACAUCAUCGACAACAUCAUCGACAACAUCACCGACAACCUUAUCCACAACAUCAUCGACAACAUCACCGACAACCUUAUCCACAACAUCAUCGACAACCUUAUCCACAACAUCAUCGACAACAUCACCGACAACUUUAUCCACAACAUCAUCGACAACAUCACCGACAACCUUAUCCACAACAUCAUCGACAACAUCAUUGACAACAUCACCGACAACCUUAUCCACAACAUCAUCGACAACGUCAUCGACAACAUCAUCGACAAAAUCAAAAACUGCUUCGUCUUCAAAAGUUCCUAUCAUUGUUGGUGUUGUUGUAGGAGUUUUAUGUAUUAUUUUGAUCAGUGUUGGUGUUUUUAUCUGGAAGAAACGUUGCAAAACAAAGACUAAGAUUCCUUCUGUGCGUUUUACGAACGCUGUCUAUGUUAAUGCACCCAAUAUCCAACCUUCCGCCUCGUCGUCCAACCAUUUAUACGAGACAAGCCAAGAUAUAGUGCAAGGCGUACGACUUGGCUUCGUCAAUGAAACUUAUCGUGAAGGAAAUAAUCAAAAUCCUCCUCCUCCAUAUUAUGAAUCGCCAUCGAGUUUAUCUUCCAAUAUGUAUGAAGUUCCCAAUGGAGAACCAGGAUCAUUGCCUUUUAAACCUUCCAAAGUUGUUCCCAACGAAGAACCAGGACCGUUGCCUGUAAAAGAAAAUCUUUCGUAUGAUGCUGUUGUUGAUAUUUCGUCUUCAAAUGAUGUCAAAAAGUCUCUAAAAGCUGACGAGUCUGUUAAAUUCUUUCACAAACGUUCUUCAUCCGAUGUUGACGACCCUUCUGAGUCUAAAGUCGCGUUAAGAUUGGAACCUCCUCCAACAUUGAGUAGAAACAAGUCGACCACUUCAUAUCUACCCAACGUUCCAAUAAAGAAUGAUGACAAGCUUGACAAUGAAGCAAAUAAACCGGACGACCAAAUUGUGAGUGACGUCACAAAAGAAGAAAGUGAAACUUAAAGUGGUCACGUGAUUACGUAUCCUUACAACGUGAUUGGUUAAUCUUGCUACUCCUAUCAUUAUGUUGCAUUCGUAUUUUAUGAACUUUUUUAUGCGUGUGUUUAAAUUAAUCAUAAUUUUAGUAAUUUGACCAGAAUGAGUCAUAAAAUAAAACAGCAAUUUUAGUAGAUUUUAAUUCCUUUACUAUUUCAUUUGAUUCAUUUAAUUUAGACUUGUAUGUUUCCUACUUAUGAUUGUAAAACGCUGUGUCCUUCACAAUGUUUGACCAUCACCGUCAAAAACGGACCAAAAUUCAACUUUAACUGUUGCAAUUUUUAACCGUUUCAUUUUAUUUCUAGUAAAUGAAAUUUAAAAAUUUGCAAGGCAAAGUUGCAUUGCUAUUGUUGAUAACAUCGAAUAAAAAAUUGUAAUUAUCACUAAACUUGAAAGACAAGUGCAGUUAAGAAUAAAUCGAGUAUGUAAUGACGUAA